CACACACACACACACACAGAGUUAUUUACAGUGUGUCCUUCCACUCUCCGCUUAGUUUGGGAUUAAAACUGAUCUUUUGCAGCAAAAAGAAAAAGAUUCUCCUCUUUAUCUGAGACCUGUGAGCAGGUAACCUGAAAAAAAAACCCGAUUUCAGGCGGCCUUUGUUCCUCGUCUCUUUCCGGCUGUUUGGCUUUUGCUGACUGGGCGUCAGAGGUGAUCUCCCCUCUCGAUCGCCGCCCUUUUUUUCCUCAGGUCUCGCUCCCCAUCCCCGACUCGUCCUCUGACUCUGAGAGGAAGGGCGGAAAAGGCAGAAGGAGAGAGCAGAGAGAAGCUUUGAGCCAUGUGUUGUACCGGAAAAUGCGCCCGCCUGGUGGGCCUCAUCCUGCUGCCCUCGGCCUUCAUCUGCAUGAUCUCCAACCUGCUGCUGUUUUUCCCCGAUGGGAAGCAGCUGGACACCGACCAGAUCUCCCUCCAGGUCUGGCUCAUGGGGGGGCUCAUCGGAGGAGGCCUCUUUAUGCUGUGCCCCAGCUGCUCGGCUAUCAGGGCCGGGGGCAAGGGUUGCUGCGGAGCAGGUUGCUGUGGCAACCGUUGCCGGAUGCUGAACUCGGUUUUCUCCUCGGCGUUCGGGCUCAUCGGAGCGCUUUACUCCACCAGCGUGGCCUCCGCUGGUCUGGCCGUGGGGCCCAUUUGCCAGGUGGCCGGAGGAGAAUGGAAGAACCCCUUCGAGGAACUGGAAGGCGGCAGCUACCUGUCGAACCAGACCCUGUGGUCCCUGUGCGAGUUCCCCAACAACGCGGUGAUGUGGCACGUGGUGCUGUUCGCCAUCAUCCUGUGCACCGGCAUCCUGCAGCUGGUGCUCUGCGGCAUCCAGGUGGUCAACGGCUGCCUGGGCUGCAUCUGCGGGGACUGCCGGGACAGAAAAGACGAUGAAAGUGGACUGUGAAGGUGAUGAAGAUCCUCCCUCUGAAACCUAAUGUGCUUUUUGAGAUUUUGUCAUUUAUGCUUGUUUCUUUUUGAGUUCUUUUGCCAGUUUUUUAGGCAGCACCUGCAUGUAACAGUUCAUAAACAUAAAUAGUGUUUUUAAUGAUUUUGUGUCUGCACUAAAACCGAUAUUUAUAAAAGAGGGAAAGUAAAGUGAAGCCAAACGAGAUUUAGAUAUCUGAAUUAAGUUGAGCCAUUUGUUGUUUUUAUCUACAUUCUUUUUAUUUGAAGAGUGUAUGAAUAUAAACAUAUAAUCAAUUAUAUUUAGAUUUAUUGGUGGAUUACAAUGAAUUAUGUUGGAUUAUGUGGAUUUUAAUAAUUGUUAACUAUGUUAAA
This is a messenger RNA of Menidia menidia (Atlantic silverside), 1317 nucleotides long. The record is from the annotation of a GenBank genome assembly. NCBI's taxonomy places the organism in Eukaryota, Metazoa, Chordata, Actinopteri, Atheriniformes, Atherinopsidae.